Messenger RNA from Diaporthe amygdali, 510 nucleotides. RefSeq lists its product as uncharacterized. The transcript has a single exon. Lineage: Eukaryota; Fungi; Ascomycota; Sordariomycetes; Diaporthales; Diaporthaceae. The record is from RefSeq and is a predicted model, not a curated record.
CUGACUCAGAAAUACGCAGAGAAUGCCGCCCGUGACUUCUUCGAGUAUGUCAACGAGACCGAGGCCAAUUUUGGUCCUAUCCAGAAUGCCGUGGGAAUGAGAAACAAGGACAGAAAUACAUCCACCAAGAACCGCCGCGGUCGCCACGUGGGAGACACUGGUGAGGCUGCUGAGAGAUCAGAGCCAGUGGAUGUUGCCAUGAGCGAGCCUCGAGGUAACACAAUCAUAGUCCGUGGCCCUUGUCAUACCAACGAGAAAGGUGAGGGUAACGGCGCUUGCGAUGUGAAGGCCAGAAUAGACAGGAGUGAUCCCAACCGCCUACUUGUGACAUUCUGCAAUCUAGCCUUCAAGGGAAAGGAAAACACCAGAGAGAGGCAAGGAGCACAGCAGGGAGACGAGGGCAAGGACUUAUAUUCUAUGGAUGCUGGCCAGGAAGUCUUGGAGGAAAUGGCACUCGACACACCAGCUGAGAGUGUUGAAACUCAUUCUGUCUACGAUGAGACUCUAUGA